This is a messenger RNA of Rotaria sordida, 2127 nucleotides long. The record is from the annotation of a GenBank genome assembly. NCBI's taxonomy places the organism in Eukaryota, Metazoa, Rotifera, Eurotatoria, Philodinida, Philodinidae.
AUGGAUUGGAGUGAUGAAUAUUUUCAAGGUCAUGGUCAAUGGUGUUCGUUCAAGCCAAACUCAAUCGAAUGCGAUGAACAUUUUUGUAUAUCAGGUAUGUACUCUUGUAGUGAUGGAGAAUGUAUCAAUUGGCAUACACGCUUGGCAUUUCAACGACAUGGACCAGCUGAAGAUGACUGUUUUACCAAACGCAAUCUAAAUUACAUGUGCGAAGCUGGGCCACAUCGAUCAACUUGGACAAUGGACAAUGGACUUUGUUGGCCAGAUCCAAACUAUGAUGAUUAUCGUUAUCCGUCUGGAAAUAUGACUGAUGAAGAAAUUUGUCAAUACCUUUUUCGAUGUUUUCUAUCCAACGGUUUUGAAUAUGAUUGUCCAUGUAAUCGUCUCAACUGUACAUCAAUGUUAAUAGAUGUAUGUCCGACAGAUGCUCGAUUGAUUCUUUAUCCACCUGAAGGAUUGAUCAAUUCGAAUGUUUUGUUUUUUUAUAACCUAAGUGAAUCGAUGGAUAACCACAAUUUCCAAAUAUUUGCAUUACAUCGAAAUCAACGAUGUCGAGGCUUUGUUUUUGAGGCUCAUGAACCGUAUUUUAUACCGUUUGAACAUGGUAUUCUCACCACUGCUCGAUCGAAUCAUGUACUUUGUAAGUUGAAUAAUUCGAAUGUCGGAUUUCGGAAUCCAAACUCUUCAUUUCGACAUGAUCCAUUCUGUUGGAAUGAUUCAUUAACUUUCAAUGGUCGUCCCUAUGCAGUUCAACUUGAUAUGUGCGAUGAAGCAGGUGAAUGCAUUUCACAAUAUCGAAUUCGUGAUCGAUCAUACGAUUGUCUAGCAGGUGAAGAUGAGCUGAAAAUUAUUAAGAAGAAUUUUUGUACAGGUAAUGUUGGUCGACAACGUUUCCAGUGUUACAAUGACGAAAACCGAUGUCUUCCAUUGAACUACUUGGGCUCAGCAACAACAGAAUGUUCAAAUAGCUACGAUGAAAUGUGGUAUGGUACAGAUGCACCACUUCAAAUACAAUUACCAUGUACAAAAUAUGACAAAGAAAGUUGUUCUGAUGCAAAAGAAUACAUUCGACAAUCAUCAAUUAGAAACUGGACUUUAAAUAGUACCAUCAUGGAUGAAGCUUUGCACAGAAAAUGGAUGAUUUUUCGUUGGUAUUGUGAUAGUUGGUGGAAUUUAGCCAAUCAUACCGAUGAAAUCCAUUCGUCAUGCCAAUAUUGGGUUUGUCAAAAUCAUCGAGAUCAAUAUCAAUGUCGAUCAGGACAAUGUAUUGAUCUUGAGUGGGUUUGUGAUGGUGAAUGGGAUUGUGCUGAUGCGUCAGAUGAAGAAGGGAUCCUACUCAUCGACAAAUGGUCGCCUCAUAAUGCUCGAUUGCCUGAUAUAAAUCAUCGUCGUCAGCAAUGUCGAGAAUAUUAUCUGCGAGCACCAUUCUCGACGAUUUGUAAUAUUUCUUUCGAAUUCGGAUGUUAUCGAGCAAAUGUAACCGAUCCAUUGAAUAUUGAAAUCAAUCGUCCAUGCAUUAAUCUCACACAAAUUGGCGAUAAUAAAGAAGAUUGUUACAAUGCUUAUGACGAGAAAAAUACAUUUUCUGCAAAUGCUCGCUCAGGUGAUAUUUGGGGUUUUCAUUUUCGUUGCGACACCAAGCACAAGAACUACGUCGAUGCAUGUGAUUCGGGCUUAGAUCAGAAUUGUACGGAUAUAGUUUGCUCAAUCUAUCUAGAUAAAGAUGGAUCAUGUUCAAAUAUCUAUGAUUUCAUUUGUCUCAACAAUAGUCAGUGCGUCAAAAAUGGUCGAUGUAACGGCAUCCGUGAGUGUUCGUAUGGUGAAGAUGAAUAUUGGUGUCCGAUGGGAUCGAUCCAAAAUCGAAUUGAGUAUCGAGCGGACAAAAGGGAAUUAUGGUCACAGCAUUCGGAUUAUAUACUUCCACCCUGGUAUCCACCUGAACAUAUGGAAGAAACGAACGAAGAGACAAAUAUCAGUAGUGAUCAUAAUUCGACUUGGAACACCUAUUCAUAUCGAUGCAAUCGUGGUAUAGCCAUUUUAGAAAAAAAUGAAACCCGAUGUCUAUGUCCUCCGGCUUAUUACGAGAAACAAUUAGAAUCAUCUGCUGAGCAACUUUACGAUUUUUAG